Ustilago hordei is the source of this 990-nucleotide messenger RNA. RefSeq lists its product as uncharacterized. Lineage: Eukaryota; Fungi; Basidiomycota; Ustilaginomycetes; Ustilaginales; Ustilaginaceae. The record is from RefSeq and is a predicted model, not a curated record. The coding region runs from base 1 to 990 and encodes 329 amino acids. The transcript has 2 exons.
AUGGGCAAGAAGAACAACAAGAACCAGGAGCAGGCCGUCGACAUGUCCGCUGCAGGACCCAAGGACUGCGGUGUCAUCUUCGACAGUUCUGAUGAGGUCUUGGACGAGGCCAAGAAGAUGGUCCGUCUUGACCACGUCUCCAAGCCCUGGACUCGAGAGUCCUGGGAGAAGGCAAGGCCCUUCAUCCUCGAGCAGCGUCAGAAGCUCGAGACCAGCGGCUGGGCCAGCACCGAUUCGGCCCGCACGGAGAUGUAUGUUCUCCGCCGCAAUGCUCCUCACGGUGCCUUCGCCGAGGACGGCUUCAUGUACAUCAGGAUGCCCAAAAAGUUCAUCGACUUCCACCGUUCCAGCCGUUCGGCCGAAGAGGAGGAGAACAAGGAGAACAAGGAGAACAAGGAGAACAAGGAGAACAAGGAGAACGAGGAUGGCAAGCAGCGCAAGACCCUUCGUCGUCGAAAGGAGAACGCGCCCUCAUACAAGCUUGACAACGAGUACAUCUGGAAGGUGCGCGUGGAUGGUGACGGUGACAACAGUGACCGAGACCCCAACGUCAUCCUUGACACCCUAGAACCCCUCGAGAACAUCUUCUACCUUGUUCAGUGCUUGUCGCCAGGUAUGGCUAAGCUCCAGUACAACCGCAAGGAUGUUAUGCAGCCCAACACCAAGCAGUCGGAUCUUCGUGACGAUCCAGAAGCUCCCGCUAUGCGACACCGCGCUGUGUUCGCCGCAAGCGAGAAGAUGGUUCGCACCCUCCCUCCCGUGUUCUGGAUGAAAAAGAACGAGAUCGAGCUUCGCAAGAUCAUGGGUGCCGACGCUUACGAGGCCACCAUGCGCGCUUGCCAGGAUGCCAAUCGCUCGCACAUCCGCGACGUCAAGGGCCUCAACGAGAAGGUCUGGGAAGAAGCUCUCCCUCCCCGCAAGGAGCCAGAGAAGAAGGGAAAGAAGUCCAAGGCGCCCAAGGUGCCAAAGGCGGUUGCGGCAAGUGCAUAA